GUUUGAAGGGCGCGCGGAGAAGAUGGCGGCGCCCGGAGGGGCGGCGGAGGAGCGCGAGGAGAAGAGCGGCGGCGCGGCCGAGGGCGCGGCCAAGGUGACGGGGACGGUGUUUGUGAGGAACCUCCCGGUCUCGGCGGCGGGGGAGCAGCUGCGGGAGGUCUUCAGUGACCUCGGACCCGUCAAACACUGCUUCGUGGUGAGGGAGCGAGGGAGUGAUGUCUGUCGUGGGUUUGGCUAUGUGACCUUCUCGCUAUCGGAGGACGCACAGCGAGCGCUGCGGGAGCCCAAGUACUACGAUGGACGGAAGCUCAGCGUCUCGCUCGCCAAGAAGAAACUUCACCAAAAGAAAGAGGUUUCCAAGCCGCCUCCCGAGAAAAAACCCAAAACAGACACGCUGAAGAAAUCCCGCAGGAAAGCUCGACUCAUCAUCCGCAAUCUGAGCUUCAAGUGUUCAGAAGAUGACCUGAAGCAAAUAUUUUCGCAGUAUGGGACUGUGCUCGAGAUGAACAUCCCAACAAAAGAAGACGGGAAGAUGCGAGGAUUCGCCUUCGUGCAGUUCCGAAAUGUUCUGGAGGCGGGAAGAGCCCUGAAGGGGAUGAAUCUGAAGGAGAUUAAAGGCCGCCCUGUGGCUGUGGACUGGGCGGUGGCGAAGGACAAAUACAAGACGACAGUGGAUCCCAGUCAGAUAGCCAUGGAAAAGAAACCCAGUCAGGGCCAGAGGGAGGAAGAGGAAGGUGAGACGAAGGAGGAGGAAGAGGAAGGUGAGGGUGAGACGAAGGAGGAAGAGGAAGGUGAGACUGAGGAGGAGGAGGAAGAAUUGGAAACCAUGUCCCAGCCACCAGCCAAGAAGAGAUCAUUGACAACUGAGGAAGAGGAGUCAAGUGAUGAUGAAGAUGGCAGUGAGCAGCAGGAAGACAGCUCUGAUGAAGGUGGCUCUGAAGAGAGUGACCUGGGCUCAGAGGAAGAUGAAGAUGGUGAGGAGCCAGUGAAGAAGAAGAAGAAACAGAGGAAGACGAAGCUGUUGACAGAUGUCCACGAGGGGCGGACUGUCUUCAUCAGGAAUCUAUCGUUUGACAGUGAGGAGGAGUCGCUGGAGGAGCUGCUGCUGAGCUUUGGGGAACUGAAUUACGUGCGGAUUGUCCUGCACCCCGACACCGAGCACUCUAAAGGCUGCGGCUUUGCUCAGUUCAAGACCAAAGAAUCAGCACAGAAAUGUGUGAAUGCAGCAAGCGAUGACUCCGAGGAGGGGGGCCUGCACCUGGCUGGCCGGAAGCUCAGUAUCCUGGUGGCCGUCACGAGGGACGAGGCCAAGAAGCUCACUGAGAAGAAACCCGUCAAAACCGGGGGCCGCAACCUGUACCUGGCUCGAGAGGGCUUGAUACGAGCCGGGAUGAAAUCAGCUGAGAAUCUAAGCGCCGCUGACUUGGCAAAGAGAUCACGGUUUGAGGAGCUGAAGAGACGGAAGCUGCAGGAUGUGAAUGUGUUUGUGUCGCCCACUCGCUUGUGUGUCCACAACAUCCCCAAAUCUGUGGACGACACUCGGCUCCGAACGCUGUGUCUGCAGGCGGCGGGGACCAGGGGCGUCCACAUCACUGAGUGUAGGAUAAUGAGAGACCGCCAGGCUAUGAAGGUGAAGGGUUGGGGGCAGUCGUUGGGCUACGGGUUUGUGGCGUUUCGGGAGCACGAGCAAGCUCUGCAGGCACUGCGCCACCUCAACAACAACCCUGACAUCUUCACCCCCGAAAAGAGACCCAUCGUAGAAUUCUCACUGGAAGAUCGGAGGAAACUGAAGAUUAAAGAGGCACGUGUGCAACACAGCCAGCAGAAACAACAGCAACAGAAACAACAGCAACAGAAACAACAGCAACAGAAACAACAACAGCAGCAGCAGAGAGCGGUUGUGAACCCUCAGAACCAACCUAAGAGGAACCAAGCGGCUCCGAGCCGUGCCCCCCGGCCCCCUCACCUCGCCCCGGCCCCCCAACACAGAACCUGGGCCGGAUUUCGCACCAAAGCGGAGGUGGAGGAGGUGGAGCUGCCGGAUGGUAAGAAGCGGAAAAAAGUCCUGCCUUUGCCCUCGCACCGCGGCCCCAAAAUCAGGGCCCGGGACAAGGGCAAAAUGCUGGAGCCUAAGAAGGUGUCACGAGGGCCAAGCCGCCAGGACAGGCUGAGAGCAGCGGCCGCUCGGGGGAGAGGAGCGAUGAUCAGACAGGGUGCCCCAGGCCGAGGUGGGGCUGGGGGCCGAGGACCACCUGACAAGGAGAAGAGAUUGUGUCUGAGGCAGGACGACACUGUUAUAGGCUUGGGUGUCCUCCCAACAGAGAGGAGGCCAGAGUUGGACACAAUGGCCCAAACGCCUGUCCUUGUUAAUGAUUUCCACAGCUUUGGCAUCACCUCUUUGUAUUUGUGCUCUGUGCCCUUUAUUGGUGGAGUGUAA
Messenger RNA from Callorhinchus milii (elephant shark), 2437 nucleotides. RefSeq names its product RNA binding motif protein 28 (gene rbm28). Gene Ontology annotation, molecular function: RNA binding. Lineage: Eukaryota; Metazoa; Chordata; Chondrichthyes; Chimaeriformes; Callorhinchidae. Bases 23 to 2437 code for a protein of 804 amino acids. The transcript is spliced from 20 exons. The record is from RefSeq and is a predicted model, not a curated record.